Molecule: messenger RNA, 3237 nt
Organism: Jaculus jaculus (lesser Egyptian jerboa)
Lineage: Eukaryota; Metazoa; Chordata; Mammalia; Rodentia; Dipodidae
Gene: Rnf138
Product: ring finger protein 138
Exons: 8
Coding region: 325-1062 (245 amino acids)
Source: RefSeq, a predicted model, not a curated record
AGCGGGCGGUGACCUGGGGGCAAGCUCCAGGCAUGGCCCCCCGAGAGCGGUUCCGGGUGCCCGGAGAUCCCAGUGCUCGGUGAACCUUGGUCCGGCCGGCUCCUGGGCUCAAAAGGACUGCGAGUACCACGGAACCUCAGCUGUGAGCCGCAGUAAGGGACUGAAGCAGGACGACCGCACAGGGCCACCUGUCUGCCAACACGCGACAGAGAAGCAGCGGGACACAGGGCGCCGCCUGCGGGAGUGGAGGCACAGUCGGGCUCCGGCCGCAGCCACAACGUUGGCUUGUCACCGUCGUCUUCGCUUCGUUCCCCACCCCUCGUCAUGUCCGAGGAGCUCUCAGCGGCCACGUCCUACACCGAAGACGAUUUCUACUGCCCCGUGUGUCAGGAAGUGUUCAAGACGCCGGUGCGAACCGCGGCCUGUCAGCACGUUUUUUGUAGAAAAUGUUUCCUGACUGCAAUGAGAGAAAGCGGAAUACAUUGUCCCUUAUGUCGUGGAAAUGUGACUAGAAGAGAAAGAGCAUGUCCGGAACGGGCCUUAGAUCUUGAAAAUAUCAUGAGGAAGUUUUCUGGUAGCUGCAGAUGCUGUGCAAAACAGAUUAAAUUCUAUCGCAUGAGACAUCAUUACAAAUCUUGUAAGAAGUAUCAGGAUGAAUAUGGUGUUUCUUCUGUCAUUCCAAACUUUCAGAUUUCUCAAGAUUCAGUAGGGAACAGUAAUAGGAGUGAAACGUCCACAUCUGAUAACACAGAAACUUACCAAGAGGAUACAAGUUCUUCCAGGCAUUCCACCUUUAAGUGUCCCUUAUGUCAAGAAUCAAAUUUUACCAGACAGCGUUUACUGGAUCACUGUAACAGUAAUCACUUAUUUGAGAUAGUGCCUGUGACAUGUCCUAUUUGUGUGUCUCUUCCUUGGGGAGAUCCUAGCCAGAUUACUAGAAAUUUUGUUAGCCAUCUAAAUCAAAGACAUCAAUUUGAUUAUGGAGAAUUUGUGAACCUUCAGCUAGAUGAGGAAACCCAGUAUCAGACUGCUGUUGAAGAAUCUUUUCAAGUAAACAUCUGAAGAAUGUAGACAUCUGCAUCUUGUACAUGCGAGUGCCAUCUUUAAGGGGAAAGCAACGUGACAUCACCAUUUCAGUAACUUGAUGUGCAUAUGAAUAAAAGUGAUUGUCCGCUUUCAUUUUUUAAUUGCAAAAUAAAGGUGAACCACCUUAAAACUUUAAAAAGUUAGGGUAGUAUUUUAAAAGCAUAAAAAGAAUUAUAUUUCACUUAGUGGUGAGAAGGUGAUAUCUAUUGUGCUUUAACUUUUUUAUAUUGCAUAUUGCAGUUUUUAUUACAUUGCUUUUGAAAUUUGGUGCACUACCUUCUCUUUCUUGUAAGUAGGUAUCACAGCAAAUUCUGAGGGAUGUGAUUCAUGUAAACCUGAUAAAUCUAAGCCAGUUGUCAGAGCUACAGAAUGGAAACUUGAAGGGCUCAAUGAAACAAGCCAAAGGAAGUUUUUAAAAUACAGAUUGUAGCUAAAGAAUUCAACUAUAAGAAAAUUGUAUUUACAUAAUGUUUAGUAUUUUUUGAAGUCUAGUGAGAUUUCUUUAAUAAUUUUAGACUUGAAAGCUCAUUGUAAACAUACUUCUUUUUUUGCUACUAGGUCAUGUUAAAAGAAAAAAAAAACUUCUUUGAUAGUAGUUGGUAAUUUCUGGUAAAUUAGUUGUUUGGCUAAUUUGUUACCCUAAAACAUACUAAGUUGUAUAAUCAUUCUUUGGCCUCAGAAUUUUUGUAGUCAAUGAUUCUCAUUAGCUGAUUUAAGAGUUGGUGACAUGUCACACUUCAGUGAGUUUUUAAAAAUUCAAAGUUGGAGAUAUAUAUGUAUACAUAUGUGCACACACACACAUACAUCUUUGCCUAUAGUUUGUCAGAUUACAUACCAAGUUUCUAUUAAAGAUUUUAAUAAUGGACAAACUAGGAUUGAAGUUUUUUGUUUUUGUUCUUUUUUUAAUGUAAAAACAAAGAGUGUUUAUUCUGCAGAAUCAGCCAGCAUAUGGGUGAAGUGUUUAUCUGGUUUAAAAUUGUGUGUGUGACUAAAAUUUUCAAAAAGUCAAAUGCUAAAUGAUAUAAUUGGGUACUAUUACACUUUAAAGUUACAUUUACAUACACAUUUAUUCAUGGUGCUCAUUUGUUACUGUCAAAAAUAAAUUCAUAACUGAUGUAGUGGAACAGAUUUUACCAGCUACUGCUUCACUACUGUUUAGUCCAAAUAAGUAUUCAGUCACAGAAAUUAGAAAAUAUUACUUAGAUGGGCCAAUUUAGAAUAAAAGAUAAAGAAUGAAUUUAUCAACAUUCCAUACUAUGUACAAUGCUAUACUUUCUAUAAAAUAACUAAGACAACUCAAAAUAUAAGUAGAUUGCUGCUAACAUGUACAUCUAUCUAUCUAUCUAUAUAUACAUACACAUAUUGUAUAGAAAGGUAUAUAUUGAUUUUCUUAAUAUCCUUUUCUACAGUGAACAUUUUUAACUUGAUUUAAUAAAAAUGUUAAUUUUGAAAGCAGUUUUGUACAAACAUUUUUCAGUUGACAGUAAGGACUAUUUAUAUUUAGUAAUACAUUUAAACACAAAAAGCCAUACAUCUUAAUGCCUGUGUUCUAUCAUUCUGAAGAGUGAUGCUUACCUCAUUCUUAAACAUUUUAUUUGCAACUACAUGCAUAAGUGUAAUUUUUGGAGUAUCUGUGUAUAAUUUUUUCAAAAAAGUUGCCCAUAGAUUUUUUUCAACUUAAAGCAAUAACUUCAGUAUUUUUCUUUCAAAAUUGAGUAUGUUCAAUAUGUCUAACCCUAACUUAAACUAUUCUAGGACUUGCAAACAUCCUUCUAGGAAAAGUGUAGUAGAGAUCAUCUUCAAAUUGUAUUUUGAAGUUUUGUGGAUAAGUUAAAUAUUAAUAAUCUUAUGUGUCUUUUUUUUCAUAAGGGUUUUAUCUGGGAACUUCUCAGCGUGGGAAUAAUUUUAAAAUUCCUGCUUUUGUUAGUGGAUGGGAAUAGGGAUAGAUUUUACAACUUAAUUCAUAAGGGACAGUCCCUAUUUUAAUAUCAACAGCUAAUCAGGAUAAAGGAGGGAAAGUUUGUGAGUAUGUAAAUGUUACAAUAUCAUUAUUUAGGAAAGCUAUUUCUCUUGAUAAAUUAGUUUGUUGUUAAAAAAAAUCUUAUUUAAGAUGUAUUGCUUUAUUUUUCAAUUAAAAGUGGUUUUCUCCUA